Pelobates cultripes (western spadefoot toad) is the source of this 34091-nucleotide messenger RNA. NCBI's taxonomy places the organism in Eukaryota, Metazoa, Chordata, Amphibia, Anura, Pelobatidae. The record is from the annotation of a GenBank genome assembly.
CACAAAAUCACCUAACAGCGGCGGGAACUUCCCGGGGGGGUUUUAAUCCCAGUGUGAGGUCGCUGAGAAGAUUUGGGGCCGGGGAGAGAGCUGAUCUGAGGGACAUUGUUCUGUCAGGCGGUGCGCGGGCAGCUCAGAGCACACGGAAGCCUGCUGGGCCGCUGGCUUGUUGUGACGGGAGAAGCCGGAGCAGGAAGAGGGUGACUGGAGCGGGGCCUGAGACAACUUCACGGACACAACUUCGCCUCAUCUCCCGGCCAUGCCGCUCUUCGGCUCCAACCCGUUCGACCAGGAUGUGGGUGAGUGAGACGGAGCCUUGGUAUAAGGCAGCGAUACAAUGUCACGAUACCUGGGCACAGUGUCACGAUACCCGGGCGCUCUCAGAGGUUGAUUGAUCCCAGUCUCAGGGUGUCAGUAUACCUGGACGCUCUCAGAGGGUGAUUGAUCCCAGUCUCAGGGUGUCAGUAUACCUGGACGCUCUCAGAGGGCGUUUGAUCCCAGUCUCAGGGUGUCAGUAUACAUGGACGCUCUCAGAGGGUGAUUGAACCCAGUCUCAGGGUGUCAGUAUACCUGGACGCUCUCAGAGGGUGAUUGAUCCCAGUCUCAGGGUGUCAGUAUACCUGGGCGCUCUCAGUGGGUGAUUGAUCCCAGUCUCAGGGUGUCAGUAUACAUGGACGCUCUCAGAGGGCGAUUGAUCCCAGUCUCAGGGUGUCAGUAUACAUGGACGCUCUCAGAGGGCGAUUGAUCCCAGUCUCAGGGUGUCAGUAUACAUGGACGCUCUCAGAGGGCGUUUGAUCCCAGUCUCAGGGUGUCAGUAUACCUGGACGCUCUCAGAGGGCGUUUGAUCCCAGUCUCAGGGUGUCAGUAUACAUGGACGCUCUCAGAGGGUGAUUUAUUCCAGUCUCAGGGUGUCAGUAUACCUGGGCGCUCUCAGUGGGUGAUUGUCAGGGUGUCAGUAUAUCUGGGCAUUCUCAGAAGGUGUUGGAUCCCAGUCUCAGGGUGUCAGUAUACAUGGACGCUCUCAGAGGGCGAUUUAUCACAGUCUCAGGGUGUCAGUAUACCUGGGCGCUCUCAGUGGGUGAUUGUCAGGGUGUCAGUAUAUCUGGGCAUUCUCAGAAGGUGUUGGAUCCCAGUCUCAGGGUGUCAGUAUACCUGGACGCUCUCAGAGGGCGUUUGAUCCCAGUCUCAGGGUGUCAGUAUACAUGGACGCUCUCAGAGGGUGAUUUAUCCCAGUCUCAGGGUGUCAGUAUACCUGGGCGCUCUCAGUGGGUGAUUGUCAGGGUGUCAGUAUAUCUGGGCAUUCUCAGAAGGUGUUGGAUCCCAGUCUCAGGGUGUCAGAAUACCUGGGCGCUCUCAGAGGGUGAUUGAACCCAGUUUCAGGGUGUCCUGAUACCUGGGCGCUCUCCGAGGGCGAUUGUCCCAGUGUCAGGAUACCUGGGUGCUCUCAGAGGGCGAUUGAUCCCAGUCUCAGGGUAUCAGAAUACCUGGGUGCUCUCAGUUGGCAGUUGUCAGGGUGUCAGGAAACCUGGGUGCUCUCAGAGGGCGAUUGAUCGCCGGUCUCAGGGUGUCAGUAUACCUCGGCGCUCUCAGUGGGUGAUUGUCCCAGUGUCAGUAUAUCUGGGCGCUCUCAGAAGGUGUUGGAUCCCAGUCUCAGGGUGUCAGAAUACCUGGGAGCUCUCAGAGGGUGAUUGAACCCAGUUUCAGGGUGUCCUGAAACCUGGGCGCUCUCCGAGGGCGAUUGUCCCAGUGUCAGGAUACCUGGGUGCUCUCAGAGGGCGAUUGAUCCCAGUCUCAGGGUGUCAGAAUACCUGGACGCUCUCAGAGGGCGAUUGUCCCAGUCUCAGGGUGUCAGGAUAACUGGGUGCUCUCAAAGGGCGAUUGAUCUCAGUAUCUGGGUGUCAGGAUACCUGGGUGCUCUCAGAGGGUGACUGAUCCCUGUCUUAGGAUACCUGGGUGCUCUCAGAGGGUGAUUGUCCCAAUGUCAGGGUGUCAGGAUACCUGGGUGCUCUCAGAGGGCGAUUGAUCCCAGUGUCAGGGUGUCAGGAUAUCUUGGCGCUCUCAGAGGGCGAUAGUCUUGGUGUCAGGAUACCUGGGUGCUCUCAGAGGGCGAUUGAUCCCAGUCUCAGGGUGUCAGGAUAUCUUGGCGCUCUCAGAGGGCGAUUGUCCUGGUGUCAGGAUACCUGGGUGCUCUCAGAGGGAGAUUGAUCCCAGUCUCAGGGUGUCAGGAUAUCUGGGCGCUCUCAGAGGGCGAUUGAUCCCAGUCCCUCAGGUGUCAGGAUACCUGGGUGCUCUCAGAGGGUGAUGUCCCAAUGUCAGGGUGUCAGGAUAUCUGGGUACUUUUAGAUGGUGAUUGGUCCGAGUCUCAGGAUGUCAGGAUACCUGGGUACUCUCAGGGCGAUUGAUAUUUGUUUGGAUACCUGGGUACUCUUAGAGGGUAAUUGGACCCAGUCUCAGGGUGUCAGGAUACCUGGGUGUUCUCAGGGACCGAUUGUCCCAGUAUCAGGGUGUCAGGAUACCUGGGUACAUGUCCCGUUUCCACUGAGCGGUACUGUUAGGGUCGGUACGGUCUGGUAUGCUAUUUUGAUUGUUUCCAUUAUGAGAGUGGCCCACACAACAGAACCAAACCGCACUAUUUCUGGGCUCUCUUCAGAUGUAGGUCCAUAGGAAAUGGUAUGGUACAGUUAGGGCAGAGCUACUGGCUUCACACUAUACAAUCCAUGGAUUGGCGGACAGGAAAACGUCAAUGCUCACGACAAAUGACACUCUUGGCAUUUAGUCUAAACCCUGCAUGCCCACUGGCGGUCCGACUUGCAGUGGAAACGCUCACCUGAAUAGGCUGGACCAUUUUAUCCCUUCCAAACCAAACCGCUAAGUGCAAACAAGGCAUUAAGGGUGAUUGGUCCCAGUCUCUUGGUGUCAAGAUACCUGGGCAUUCUCAGAGGAUGAUUUACCCCAGUCUCAGGGUGCCAGGAUAUCUGAGUACUGUCAGAGGUUGAUUGAUGGGGCUUUGGUAUAAGGCUGCAAUACUGACAGACCAUUGAAUACCUGCGUACUCUGAGGGUGAUUGGUCCCAAUUUUAGGGUACCAGGAUACCUGGAUGCUCUUAGAAGGUGAUUGGUCCUAGUCUUAGGGUCUCCAGCCACAUCUUGGCUGUUCGCGGCCAACUUGUUGGUUUGCGCUAUUGUAUAGAGAGAGUUUUAAGGAACAGUCUAAGCAUCAUAACUACAGGUCAUGGUAGAAGUCAUGGUGCUUGCUAUGUCUUUGGCACCGUCCUCUGUCCUUUUCAAUUAUGUUGAUCCUUCACAGAACCUUAGCAUGCAGAUGAUUUCCUGUCAAUUACUCUUCCACGUUAUCAAGCAAUAAUGGCAGUCUGAAAGUGCUGGAGGCAGCUUAGCCCUUCAUUCGCAGCCUGUCUUGGCCAUCCAUGAUGUUCAAUACUGAUAGAUGUACAGAUGGUACAGAAUGGAGGACUUACCGAUGUCCUCACACUUUUUAAACCUGUGGCUGCGACAUGUGUUUAUGGACAAGACUCAAGAUGCAUUCACAAUUACUUGGCAUUGCACAUAUCAUUAGUGGUGUACAAACUGUCAUCUUACCUGACAAUGCCUAAGCCAUUUUUGCUAGUACACACUUUUUAAACUGUCACAAUUAGACCAGAGCUGCCCCAUGUCCAAUGUUGGUGAAAAAGUAGGGCAGGAGGCUAAAAAGCUACCCAUGUCCACUUUCAGCAGGGUAGGUUUGAUUUAAAUCACUAGUCAUUCAAGAUUCAAUUCAAAUCAAGAUUUGUUUGUCACGAUCGUGGGCUAUUGGCCCAGCCAAGACAGUGGGGAGAGUGUGGAAGUGAAAUGGUUAAUGACACCAGAUCCCUGGUUACCUGUUGCUAGUCCCAGCAACCAAAUUAACCCCUGCAAUGCCUCCUACACGAACACCCUAGUACACAAUUAACUGCCACCACCAAGACUUAAUUCAGUGUCUUAAGUUACCCCACACACAGUAGAAUUAUAGUAUCCCAAACUUACUUUACUGAUCAGACAUAAAUAACCUUUUAGUGACUCGUUUACCUGAGCUUUCCUCAGGAUUGUGAGCUCAUAGAGAACAAAGACACGAGCUGAUUAAGUAAACAUUUUAUCUGACAAAAAGAAUUCACAGUGCUGUGUACAAAAAAUACAAAAAUAAAUGACAUACAGAUAACAGAAACACAUAUAACAAAUUGCAAAACAGUCCAUAAAAUAAAAUAGAAAACACAAGAAAUUCCUUACAUUUAUUUUUACCCCUUAUAUAUAAUUAUUGUGGGGGGUUCAGAUGUUAAAGUUCUUCAUGCAGUUGUUAAAAAGAAAUUUCUUCUGGAUAAUCCAGCAUUCUAAUUAUAUAGCUGAAACUGGUUGUUUCUAAGUGGCCAGACCCUUGGGUGGAUCAGAGGGGUGGCAGGUUAUUGUCCACUCCAUAAAACCUGUCCAGGGCACUAGUGUGGAUUUACCUGAAAAAAACAAUAGGCGUUCCAAAAUGUCCCAUUUACAGUAUCUCUCUAUAAUUAUUUUGUCAUAUUUCUCCAAUUCUUGUGAGUUGUCAGAGAUCAAACAUGCUAACGUUAAAGGCCCACUAUAGGCACCCAGACCACUUCAGCUCAAUGAAGUGGUCUGGGUGCCAGGUCCCUCUAGUGUUAACCCUGCAGCUGUAAACAUAGCAGUUUCAGAGAAACUGCAGUGUUUACAAUAGGGUUAAUCCAGCCUCUAGUGGCUGUCUCAUUGAUAUAUUUUAUUUUUUUAUCUUUGACAAUUUUUAUUGAAGUUUUAUAGGGGUACAGAAGAGAAUAGGGGGUGGGGGAGCAGUGGUAACGUAAAGUAUCUCAUACACAUUGACCUUAGGACAGUGUACACAUUUAUCAUACACAGUUUGCUUUUCAUACGAUCAUUGUGUUAUAUCGUGAUGCCCUGAUUGGGUCUGCUGAUUAUUGUCCACCCCAUGCCCUGAGGGGGGGGGGCUCACAUCGGUCCCUUCCAGGGUGGUAAUCGUCUGGGUUUGUGAUUGAUGCUGGGUGUAGAGCUUUGGUAUUUCAUAUACCACUGGGGUGGAGGGUGAACCGUGGAAGAGGAUCAGAGUGGGGACGGAAGGGAGGGGGGGGAUGAAGGGGGGAGGAGAAAGGAGAGGGGGAGAGGGUAGGGCUCUCCUAGGUAGUCGGCUGUGUGUGGUCGUUUCUGCAGGACUAUCUGUCCUACAUGUGUUUUAUUCGAGUUGCGGCAUUAUCGUUGUGUUUGCAGUCUCCAGAAUUAUUUACAUUUUCAUUUACAAUUGCAUUGACCUUUACAUUUACACCCUUUGCUACAGUUUCGUUGUCGAAGGGGCACAGCUGUCGGUGUGUAGAUCCCUGCUACCGUCAUCUCAAUUGGGGGUUAUAUUAUUAGUACGCUCCAUGUACAGUUGCCAGGUUUCCCAGGCUUGUGACCAGACUUUUUUGGAGUGGUUUGAGCGUCUAGCUGCCAGCUCGUAGAGCUUAGUUGUUUCUAUCGUUUGUAUGCAUUCUGAUAUUUUGGGUGGGAUAUUAGAUUUCCAAUGUCUGCUAAUGACCGUGAGCGCGGCUAUAAGUAUGUGAUAGAUUAAGUAUUUUUGCCUGCUCCGCAGCCCCUUUGGAAAGAGGUGGAGGAGGUAUAUUUCUGGUUUGCGGGGUAGUAGUGUUUUUGUGCUGUCUUGGAUAAUGGUGGUUAUGGUAUUCCAGUAGGGUGUUAAGGAGGGGCAUUCCCACCAAAUGUGGAGCAUUGUGCCCUUGUGUUGUUGACAUCUCCAACAGAUAUCGGAGGCCUGUGGAUAGGUGGCCUUUAGGCGUGUGGGUACUAGGUACCACCGGUAUAAAAUUUUCCGGGAUAGUUCCAUGUGGGAGGCACAUUUGGAGAGUGAAUUGUGUGCCAGGAGAAUCUCAUUCCAUUGUUUUUCACCAAGAGUGUACGUAAGUUCCCUCUCCCAUGCAGCUAUGAAGGAGAGGUUUUUGUGGUCUUUUGGGGGAUGCAUAGUCUGGUAUAGUUCCGAGAUGAGUUUUUUGGGGGUUGCGAGACGUGAGCAUAUUUUCUCUACCACCGUCAGCUGUAGCCCCUGUACAUUGUCAGGUCUUGUUAUAGUUUGCUUGCGGAGCCAUGAUUGCAACUGCAUGUAGGGGAAAGCUGCCCUUGGAGUCAAAUUAUAACAUGCUGUUAGGUCUGCGAGAUUUCUGAGCUUGUUUUCCUGGAGCAGCUGGUGUAAGUGUGUUACUCCGUGCUGAUGCCAUACGGUGUAGUUAAAAUUAGGUAUUAUAUAGUGUAGUGUUUGUAUGGGCAUGGCAGGCGAUAUUUUGCCCAGCCAGCCCAAUGUGCGGCAGUACUUGUCCCAUAUGGUCAGGGUGAGGGCUGUGGUUGGGAGCAAUUUUGCCUUAGUAGGCCUGCUGUGCUGGGGAAGCCAUGCCAGUACAUUGAUGGGAAUGUUAUUAGCAUGCUGCGCCUCCAGUUCCAUCCAUUGGGUUGGGUGGUCUCGAUGGCAAGCCGCUAGUAGGGGGCCCAGAAUGGCUGCUCUGUAGUAGCUGUCUAGGUUGGGCACUCCCAUUCCCCCAUUUUUACGUGGCAUGUAUAGCGUGCUUUUCGCUACCCGUGCUUUUUGUCUGUCCCAUAUAAAGGUUAGUAGUGUUUCUUGAGCAUCUCGCAUGAAUGUGGGGGGUAUCUUUAUGGGUAACGUUCUAAACAAGUAUUGCAAUUUAGGUACAAUGAUCAUUUUAAUUGCGGCAAUUCUCCCUGACCAAGAUACGAAUUUACUCUUCCAUCCUAGUAGUAGGUUUUUUAUUUCAGUCAGUGUUUUUUGAUAGUUUAUUUUAAAAAGGUUUGCUAGAUUUGGGGUGAGAUUGAUUCCUAGGAAUUUUAGAUGGUCGUUUCGCCAGUCGUAUUUAAAAGAGAUACGCAACCUAUCCAAGACCUCCAUCGGGAUAUUUAUGCCCAUUGCUUGAGUUUUAUUUAUAUUAAGUUUAUAAUAGGAGCACUUGCUGUAUUGGGUGAGCGUAUCGUGGAAGUUAGGUAGGGAUAUGUGUGGUUGCUCGAGUGUUAAGAGGAUGUCGUCUGCGAAAAGUGUGAGUUUGUGUUCUUUGCCUUGUCUCGUAAUGCCGUGUAUGUUUGGGUUGUCCCUAAUGAGUUGCGUGAGAGGUUCUAGCGAGAGAAUAUAAAGGAGAGGCGAUAGUGGGCAGCCCUGUCUUGACCCGUUGGUUAUGUGGAAUUGUUUAGAGCUAAAGCCCCCAUUGGUGACUUUCAUAUUUUAUUUUUUUAAAUAUAUAAAUUGCGUAUUUAUUUUCUAUUUAUUGGACUUCAUGUACACAUAAUUUUAGCUAUAUUUAAAAUACAAAUAACUUCAUCAAUGUAGUGUGCUAAAAUCUUGUGGAUAAAAUGCCCCUUGCCCUCAACUCAGUUGUCAUUAUUGACCUCCAUGAUGACGGCAUUGAGGUCUGUAUGAGGAAUUGAAUGACAGGAGACAAGCAGUAGAAAUUUCCAUCAUAGCAACUACAUUCUCUGUAAUGUUACUGUAGCGUUUGGAAUACAAGCCAUAGUCAGAAAUAGACUUGCUUAUCAUUUACCAGCACGGAGACUAUUCAAAGCUCAUUACCUACCACCCUCCCAUGACGUCAUGGAGGAGACAGGGAGACAUCAUAAAGGAGAACUGGGGACCUAUUGCACCAUGCCUGGCGAUUGCCAUGCGUAGAUUCAAACUUCCCCAUAGUAAAGCACUUGAUCAGUACCGUGGAAGCACCACUAGUGGCGUGUAGUGGCGAAAAGUAUUGUGCUAUUAAUAACAAAUGAGAAAAUAGAUCAGUGACAACACCGAACUGACUGAGUAAGCAAAGUUCACAUAUUAAACAUUUACUCUUUUUUUUUUGAAUGGGUGAUAACACAGGAUAUUGUAAAUGACCCCAGUGCAACACGUGUCACUGAUUCUUUUUUAAGUUUGCUCCUAAGUUAGGAAAAGUUAUCAAGCCCACAUUUGUAAAGACAUGUUUAUUUUCUUGCAUUGUAAGUCUGUGUUUUUCUUUUUACCCCUGGUUCUAAAACCAUUGGGGGAAGAUCUUUUGUAGAAACAACAGAAAUAAACACACAAUAUUUAUCGAGACCCAUAAAUUGUUUAUUAUUGCAGCAUUCCCUAAAGCAAUAAACUGUCAAUUUUUUAGUUGCGUCAAAUAUUUGUAUUAAUGUUUUUUAAAAUAAUAUAUCAUACACAUCAUUGGUAUAUAUAUAUAUAUAUAUAUAUAUAUAUGUAUGUGUCUGUGUAUAUAUAUAUAAUGACUUAUGAACCAUUGUCAAAACUAAACAAUUUUUAGUUGGAAGGAUAUAUUUUUAUAUCCGUAAUUUUAUAAGAUUCAUCAAAAACUGCACACAGGGCCUUCAACAUGGUCUUCGUCGUAUAUUAAUUUCAUUGUGGUCCAAAUAGUUUUGUUUUUUUUUUAAAUUUAUUAACUACUACUUUAUUUUCUUUUCAGAAAAAGCCACCAAUGAAUACAACACCAGUGAAGACUGGGGUCUUAUUAUGGACAUUUGUGAUAAAAUUAGCAAUACUCACAACGGGUAAGAUGUUCUUCUCCAGAACAGAGAGUUCUCAUUAUACUCCUCUUCAUUUAUUUUUAUUCUGUUUUAUUCUUUUGUUUUGUUUUGUUUUUUUACUGGUUUUGGAGAAUUUCGGUGUAGUAUAUAGAGAAGGCCAGGUAUGGAAGACCAGCUCAAUAUAGAUAUUGCUGUGUGUAGCGUUCUCGGUUCCCUUCAAACCUUAUAUAAUUGGAGCCGCAACACCAGUAUUAUGGUGGAAUAAGCUUAUGUUUGGCAUAAGACUGAUGUUGUGGCUGCAUUUAUAACUUUUGAUUUAGUAUUUUUUUUUUUAAACUUCCUUUUGAACUCUGCUCUACUUUGCUGCUGCUCCUUGCUUAUAAUGUAUUAUUUUUUGUACUGCUAGAAUAAAUAAGAUAAAGCUAAAGUUGGUUUGGUUACAUACUAUACUGCUUCCAUCUUUUAUAUAUUAGAAACGUUUUCUUAGUUUCUGUUACUGUCGCAUUCUUAAGUGUCAUUAUGUGCCAAAGUCAGCACCAUCUGGUACCUGGUAUCAUAUUUCUCUUGUUUAUUAUUGGUAAUGAUAACAGGGUUAUAAACCAUAUAUUGUUGGGACUUCUCAUGUGAAUUCUAAUAUAAGUGAAACAAUAAAUGGCUAGAGCAAGCAUUCACACUAAGUGUUCUGUUUUUGUGUAAAACUUCAAAUUGGGCUGAAAUGCUGAAUUCCUCCUAUGAAGAGAGAAAAAUACCACAAUUCACAGAAAAAGGGGGUAAAAAAAACGAAUGUUUAUUCAAGUAAAGUUACAAACCGCUUGUGCAUACAGAGGGAAGGGCUGGCUCGGUGCUCCCACUGCUAAAGUUCCAGCAUGAUUGGUUUAUCAGCAUGAUCGAGACUUGAUCUAGCAUUUCCCUCUGUAAGUCCCAUCUGUAUGUAUCUUUACGUAAGUAAAUGUAUUUUUUUAAAAAUCCAUUUAUCUGCGAAUUGUCAUUUUCCUGUCUUCAUGGAGAAAACCGGCACUUUAGCCCAAUAUUGGACUGCAAAAUACAUAGUUUAACACUUUAAAAAAAUGUCCCUCCAUAUAAAACUAGUAUAGAUAAUAAACAUUUCAGUGUUUUUAUUUAUUAAUUUUCCUCUAAUGCUUCCAGACAAUUGGCCAAUUAUUAUUUUUACUUUUCAGAGCAAAAGAUGGCCUGAAAUCCAUAAUGAAGCGAGUCAAUCAUAAAGUGCCCCAUGUGGCAUUGCAAUCGCUUACUGUAAGUAGUGUUCUCAUUGAUUUCUCCCUCCUUAACAUCUGUUUACAUUUGUCACAUGACAUGUUUCUCAUCUUAUUGACUUCUCAUUUGUCCAUAGCUAUUGGGGGCCUGCGUGUCAAACUGCGGAAAAGCUUUUCAUUUAGAAAUAUGUUCCAGAGAUUUUGCAAGCGAAGUGCGCGGUGUUAUAAACAAGGUACUUUUUAAAGGGCAACAGAUUUUUUUUCAUCAUUUCCUUAAUUUACAUUACUCUCUCUAAAAUAGUUUUUUUUUUUGUGUGUGUUAGCGUGUGUGUGUGUUAGCAUGUGUGUGUAUGUAAAAGGUCACAAAUAGCAAAAGAAAUAGGAAAUAACACGUAAAUAAAUGGUAAUCUUUUACUCCAUGUAAAUAUUUUAUGAAAAUUUACUUUAUACAACAUUAAAAGUUACUGGCUCACAUACUUGCAAGACAAAGCAACCUGAUUGCUUAGAAGACUCCGUUAUUCAUUAAAAUCGAGAAUUGCCAAUAAUUCAAUAGGAAUUUAAAAUAUGUGUGUGUGUAUUUUAUAUAUAUAUAUAUAUAUAUAUUAAUUAGUGUGUGUUUAUUUAUUUAUAUAUAUAUAUAUAUAUAUAUAUUCAAAACGAUAACGGCACUCUAGCCUUUGCAGAAUCGAUCAAAUAUGUUACAAACAUCCAAAAAAUAUGAUUAAGAAGAUAUCCCCCCAACAAUCUAGAUCUCGUUUGGGGGGAUAUCUUCUUAAUUAUAUUUUUUGGAUGUUUGUAACAUAUUUGUUUGUCUCACCUCUUUUGGGUAUUGAUAGAACCAUUAUACUACAAUAGCUCUAAUGGAUUCUUUGUGAUCCACGAGCAGAGUAGUGUGUUUUAUAUUACCCGAAGGUGACACUUAGUAAGAUCUCGCAUUAAGGGAUCGGCGAGACCCCGUUGUCUUGGAAACGCAUCCUGUUACACGAGGUGCCUGGGCGGGACCCACGGAGUGUUUCAUCUUGACGUCAGCGGCCGGGAGUUUGCCUGUAUCCAAAAUAUAUUUAUAUAUAAAACCAAGAUGGCUGCAUGCAUGCUUUGCAAUUGUGUUGUUGGGGUCAUUUUAUACAACAUACAAGAUCCAGCACACGCACUCAUUCACUACACAGCUGUUUCAAAGCUCACAGAAUGUGAUAGUUUAAAUAAAAAAUAUAUAAUAUGAUGCAAAAGCCUAGCAUUCAACGUGAUUACACUUGAAGGGUCACUCUACUAAUCAAUACAAAAUAAAUUGAAUCACUGUUUAGUAGAUAUAUGUAAAAUUAAACAUCGCAUGCAUUUAUAUAUGUAUUUUUUUCAUUGUGUGUAUAUCCAUAAAACGCUUGAAAAAACUGCACAUCCAUUGUUUGAAACCCAUGCAGGCCCUCCCCUCCUAAUCCCACCCAGACUUUCUGUGGCUGUCCAAUCACAAACUUCCCAAUGAGAAGUCUUUGCAAGGCAGGUGCUCUGGGUAAUUGCUGCCUUUUGAGGUUAGUUCCUCUGAGAUAACCAAACCACAAAGUAACUGGACAAGUUGUCUGCUUGAUAGCCAGGUGGGUGUAAUAAAGUUAAUUUAUAAAAGUGUAAAUUUCUAUUGAAAUCAGCACUUUUUUUGUAAAAUGAAAAAAAGAGGACACACUCUUCACACACAAAGCUAUUCAGCAAGUGCCUUAGGGGUCUGUAGUUUUCCUUUGUUUUUUUCUUCGUGCACCUCUGACCUGGAUACAAAUAUUGCAAGACAGAGAACGUGCAAUCUUAGAAUCUGUUUAACAAAUAUUGCUUUAAUCAUAAGUAGUAAUAAAAUGUAAGUGUAUCUGUUGAUGUUUCAGUCCUAAUCUGGACUGUUCUCAAGACCUCAUUAUUACCAAGCCUUCUAAUAAAAAAAAGUGCAUGUAAACAAGGAUAGGACUGGCCCAAGGGACAAGCAAGGGUAAAAAGUGAAAUGGACCUGGGAAAUCAAGAAGGUGAUUGAGACAGUCAUGAUAUGUGUAAUUUCCUUAGCUCAUUGUAUAACUCGAAAAAAUUUGAAAAAAACAUCAUCUUGCCCCAGCAUAUAGAAUCUGAAAAAGGGAGUUUUAGUGAAUUUGCUAUGUACAAAGAAUUUUUUGAAAGAAAAAAUUAUAAACCGUAAAUGUAAAAAUUAUUUUAAAACCCCCCAAAAACUAACAAUAAUCAAGAGUUGCAUUCUUGCUUAGGCAUGCAGAGAUCCUAAUUCCCUUCCAUUUAUGCAGCCUUUAGGCAUCUGUUAACGUUGCAUUAAAAAGCAAUUCAGUGGGUUCUUUUAUUUAAACCUUUUUGGAGUCUUCGUGUCUAGUGUGUGGAUCCAAAAAGCCUCCUGGAGCCUAUCACUUCCGUGUUGUGGCUCUUUAAUAUGCAUUCUUGUUAUAGAAUAUAGAUAUGUUUCCUGGUGCGGUAGUUCAGUGAUUAGUGCUCCGUCUACUUUAAAAACUAUAUGUAACUGAACUAAAUGUGUUCGGUGGCUUUGCAAACUAUUUUAUUGAUCUGGUUGCUUGAGAAGCAGUACUUAUUCACAGCAUCACCUUUGGGAAUGAAUUUCUUUAUGACACACAAGAAAAAACAGUUUCCCAUCAUGUGAUCUUUAUUACUGUGCUGAAACAUGUUUUACCCAUAACUGGUGUGAGGCAGAAUAUUCACUACUUGAAGGUGAUGAAUCUGUCAUUCUAAAUUCCAUAGACGUCACUGAAUUCUUAGCUACACAUCAUGUGCCUCAGGAGCAGGUAAUAGGUCACAAAUGGCAAAAGAAAUCGGAAAUAUCACGUGAAUAAAUGGUAAUCUUUUAUUUCAUGAAAAUUAACUUUAUACAACAUUAAAGGUUACUGGCUCACAUAUCAAGCUGGUUGCUUAGAAGACUCACAAAUUUAUUCACUAAAAUGAGAAUUGACAAUAAUUCAACAGGAAUUUAAAAUUUAAGACCAAUAUAGUCAAGUUGGAAUAAUGAUCUAUUCUAGCUUAGCUAUUUUGGACUUAAAUUCUGAUUCUUACUUUUGUGAAUUACUCUAUCAUUCAACCUACAUUCACAUGUUAUUCCCGAAGAAGGAAAUAUGGUGCAAGAUUGUAAUAGGAGGCAAAUAGUACUGUGUGAGUGUUUUUGAAAACCGUGUGACUCCCCUCUAUUAAAAGAACUUUCAGGCUGAAGGGACACCCAUGCAUGGAAAAAAUUGCCUAUAGUUUGAUUGGCACGUGUUUGUUUAGGAGAUUAAAUAUCCACUUUGUGCAGGUUGUACAUGGAGUGACCCUCUACACUGGUGCUGGGGGAUUAAGAAAUUGAGAUUAAAGUCCAGGAUCAAAUAUGAUUAAGAUCUAUAAUAGACAGAAAAUGUCCACACUGAACUGGCCAAAAGUAGGAAUCCAUCAUGUUUUCCCAGACAUGUAUCAUUGUCAAAUGCUGCUGGGCAGUACAUGUAAAGUGCUGCCUGACCUUAUAUAGAUUUCCUAUGCCACAGGGAUGGAAGCAAUGAAGAAAAUUAUACAGAGAAAAAAAAACAACAAAUUUUAAACCAACUUCUUACUGAACACUUGUCAUUGGUAAAGUGUUCUACUUAUAUAUUACAAAUAACCUGGCCUAUCCCCAAGCUUGGCUAAGAUGCUGCAACCUUACCACUUCAGUUUUUGUUGGACCACAAUGUUCAUCACUGUUCGUCAGCAAAUCUCUGGCCAUGUCAAAGUAGCUAGCCAAAAAACACUUUGUGUCUAUAAGAAGAACUACGAAAUCCAAGUCUGUAAGUUCACCUUGGUUUUGGUGCUGUCCAAAAAUCUCCAGCAGCAUAUUUUGAUCCCGUUCUGAAAUAUAUACUAACUUUAUAUUGUAAUUGUGACUGCAAGUUUGGAUUAAAUGCAUAGUCUGUAGAUCUGGGUUAAUCAGCAAGAAGCUCUCCAGUCAUAAUAUAAGUACAUGUAUUCUGCUCUGCAAUCAAUUUUAAAUCUUAAUACUGUGUGAACUUCAGAACUACACGGGGAGUUGUGCUCGCACAAAAACUGUAGAGCUGUUUUGGCAGAUAAUGAUCUACAGAAUCAUAUAUACUGUUAGGUGAACCAAGAUUUCUAAUUAUUGUAUCAGAAGAAUACUUAUUUCAAUAUUGUUUCUGUUAUUAUUAGCUUGUUGUUCAUUCAUAUUUUAGCAUGAAUAUGUACAGCGUCUGUGAUUUUCUCUUAUUAAACUUUCUGGCCUCAAUCUAACAUUUUAUUUCAGGCCCACCCAAAGGUCUGUGACAAGCUGAAAGCUUUGAUGGUGGAGUGGUCAGAUGAAUUUCAGAAGGAUCCACAGUUUAGUCUUAUAUCUGCCACCAUAAAAUCCCUGAAGGAAGAAGGUGUCUCUUUCCCGACUUCAGGUUCUCAGGUAGGAUUGCAUGCAAUGCAUGACAGCCAUAAUUCUGUGGCUCAGAGAUGUGUGCUAAAGACACAUUUUUCCAAUUUAGUUCUUGUGACAUAGUAUAUGAAAUGUCCUGGUCACAAUGUGCAGCAUUGACGUUCAGCAUCUCAGUGCCCUGUAUUGAUUCAAUGCAUCUCUAUGAGGAGAUGCUUAUUGGCGCAAGAAGGCAGUGUGUGGGCAGGACAAGCCCCGAGGAGCCCGCGUAGCACUGGAAUAAAAAUGUGUAAACUACCUUUUUCACCAGGGAAGGGGCAAAGGGGGAUAGACACCUAAGAUGUGUUUUACACCUAUACAUGUUUGUAUUUGUAGACACUAUAGUAUAUCCAUCUUGUUCAGUGACCUCCUCUUUGAUUAGGAAGUGGCUUAGAUGUACAAGUCUGGUUCCUCCAAAGCAUCCCAUUAGAGAAAUACUGAGCAUGUUAGCAUGAUGAUUUUCAUGGGUUCUCCUCAUUCUAGUUCUUCUUAUUAAACGAUAAGCUGCAAAACAAGUAUAGAAGUGUUGCUUGUUGCCUUGAAUAAGCACUUAAUGCUCAUUGGAUUAUGGGAAGUUAUUUGUGUCUUACUAACUCUCUUGCGCUUACUUUAAAAAAGGAGGCAUGGUUUUGAAGCUGUAAAAUAGUUUUCCCUUCAAAAAGCUAUGCUCCAAGCAUCAUGAAAUAAUGGAUACUUUAUGCUUGAUGUUGCGGGAUAUAUUUAUUGUACUUUUAUCAUCUGGGGUGCACUUUUUAAAAGAAAUAUUUUGCUCAGUUCAUGUACAAAGCAGAAAAACAAUAGGUGCAUAGCUGUUGGCAGAGGUAGAAAAAAAAGUGAACUGAAGUUUUGUGGUAUAGGUUAGAGUUUAGGACAUAGAAGUCCUUCAUGCAGCAAGAGUGAUUCCUGAACAAACAAAAAAUAAAUGGCCUAUUCUGUGCAUCGGUUGUUUUUAAAGCAUCACUGUCAUGCCAAACUUACCUUUAAUCGAUUCCUCUUCUCUCCCUCUGUCAGGUCUGUUCUUCAUUUCUUCAUGUCUGGUCUAGUUUUCUUUAUAACAUAAGACAAAGUAGGGACUACUUUGUCUUAUGGAGGUUUCCUACCCUUAACCAGCGUAGGGAACAAAGUGUGGUCAAAGCAAUUUUCCCACAAUUCUUACCUUUCCUCCGUGAUCUCCGCGAUGUUUCCUGUCAGUAUUCCCGGACAUCCUGUCACUUAGACAGCACGCCGGCAUCUAUUAACUAGUGGGGGGACAUAGUGUCCCCCCCGAGCCCCCACCCGUGCCCUGUGAGUUGGGACUAUAAAAGUAAACGGGGGACAUAAGGUCCCCCUUGGCCCCCAUCAACCAUGAGCGGUGGGUGUGAGCCCUAAAUGAAAAUGGGGGGCCUAUUGUCCUCGCCCUGGCCCUCACCCUUGAGCGGCGGGUGGGGGCCCUAAAUUGAACCAAUAGUUCCCCCACCCUAUUUUCAUUUAGGGCUCCCACCCGCCACUCAUGGGUGAUGAGUGGGGACCCUAUGUCCCCCGUUUACUUUUAUAGCUCUCGCUAGUUAAUAGAUGUCCCACCAUUGGGGCAUUUGUUAGAAGGUGGCGGGGGGUUUGCUUUUUACAAUAGUGAGCAGCCACAGGAAAGUAGAGGCAUUCGGGAGAUAUUGACCCACAUAGAGUGAGAGAGGACAUGGGGGUGCUUAGUAAGUGGUGGGGAGCACUGCUCCCUGUCGCUUCUAUUUUUACAUAUUACAAGGAGGGAGUUCCGCGCUGGUAGAUCCCUCCUUGUAAAAAACGAACGAAGAGGUCUUCGUUCAUUCGUUUCAAAUUUCUGUUCAUUAUUCGUCUUUCUGACAAAUGAAUAGAUGAAAUUCCCGUUCACAUGCCCAAGUGUUUAACUGGACUUGCACAUGAAUUUCACAGCGCUAUCUAGUGUGGGCAGAUAAAGUGUCCCACAGGGUUUCAUGUACCCACACAAAGAUGACGUCGCCUAGGACCUAGGCCCGGGCACAAAAUAAAGAUGCAAAAAUAGGUAAUAUGGAGGGGCUUAGGGGUAUUUGGGGGUGAUUAGGGGGAUAAAUAGAUGUAGUGGAGUCAAGAGGGGGUUAAAAAAGAAACCCAGGAUUCGGCCAUGACAGUGCAGCUAUAAGUGCACUUCUAAGAAGUAAUUACUUGCAUGAUUACACGUUUAAUGAACUUAUUUGUUGAUCUUUUUAUUUCAGAGUUCAUCAAAUACUCCUAAAAAUGGUGCAUUACCUGUAAAAAACAAAGAGGAUGAAGAUAUUGCUAAAGGUAUGUGUACUCUGUCUAUAGAUUUUAUGCUAAUGGAUCAGAUUUGAUUUUUCUUUCUUUUGCCUUCAAAUAAACCGUUAAGUUAAAAUAUGAAGCAGGGUUGCAACAGAAACAAGCUAUGCCUAUAAAUGGGAAAUAAACUGGAUAGGUACUGUAUAGGGUGGACUUCUUCAGCAUUUGGGUAAGAUAUGUUCAGUUCAGGUUUCCUGCUAAGGAACAUUCGGUAGUUAUGUUGUGGUCCUAUCUGUAUUGCAGUUACAAUCCACUGCAGUAGACUCUCUUAGCAUUUUCAUUAAUGGUGCAUUAUAGGCACCAUAACCACUACAGAGUGUUUUUUAUAUAUAUAUUGGCUAUGGUGCCAUAUGUCCUCUGUCGCUGUCCUAUGGUAAUGAAUAAAACUGUUUUUCCAAAGGUUUUACUCUUAACUGAGUCCCCCAGGUACUCCCAGUCAUUUUGGCUGUCUGUGAUAAUGGUAGGGUUGUCGGUGUCACAAUUAGGACAAAAUGUAUAGUACAAAAAUGAGAUGAAAACCUUUGCUUUAGCAAUGUCGCAGAAGGACUACAGGUGGCCAUGGGACCCAGGUAAGUUUCAAACAGUUAAAAAAACAGUUUGACUUAACUCUGUGGGGCACACUGUGUGAGCCACUAAUAUUGGUUAGUGGACAGUGAAGCUAUCUCUUCCCAUGAAUUUUAAUGCUCUGUUAACUUAUCCCCAUAUUUAACAAAUGCCUUUGUGAGGUGUGAAACAUAAAAUGAAAUAUGCAGAAUUCACACUACUGCAUUUACCUCUACACUGUAACAGAGCACCCCCAUCCUUAACCUUUAGCAAUCGCUAUUAGUUCUGCCCUUAAAUACGGAAACCCAUCGUUUGCACCUGUCAGUCGGCAUAAAGAGUCUGUAGGGACAGGAAGAAUAAUCAAGACACAAGGUUUCUGUAUCUUCCAAUUCAUUGUAUAGUUUGGCUGGACCUGGACUGGAUUGUAAUGUUAUUUGCUAAAACUUUAAUUGUUUAUUGAAAAUUUGGUUGUCAACCUGCUACAGUUCAUAAUUUUAGUAAAUUUCCGCACAGGAAAUUCAGAAAGCUUAAAGUUCAUUUUUGCUUUUAAAUAACAGCAAUUGAAUUGUCAUUGCAAGAGCAAAAGCCGACAGAGACGAAAUCUCUGUAUCCAUCUGUCGAAUCCCAGCCUGACAGUCAGAAGAUGCCAAGAAAGGUCCGGGCGCUGUAUGAUUUCGAAGCUGUUGAAGACAAUGAAUUGACAUUUAAAAGUGGAGAAGUCAUCAUUGUUUUGGAUGAUAGGUAUGAAGUGUUUAAUGGAGUUAUCCUAUACCGUGCCUCUCUUUUUAUUACGAUUGAUUACCUUUGUUCCGUAUUAUAAAAUACAAUCCUUGUUUAAACAAAGGGUAGGUGUUUAGCAAAAUUUUAAAAAAUCAUAUUCAAUCUCUAAAGCAAAUCUUUUGACACAUACAGCUUUUAAAGCAAUACACAUAUCAUUUAUCCUAACUAUUUUUCGGUGGGCUUUAUACUAAGGUUACACCUAUCCCGCUUUGCUCUGUUUCUUCACUGACGCAAUUGGUCCUGCUUAGGAAAACUUCUGUCAAUCAUUCUCGGUGACACCAACCCACUGGCUUCAUUUCUAACGCAUGCGUGUCAGAAAGGAGUGAUAUUUGUCACUCCAUUCCUAUAUUCUCCUUGCAGGGUGGGGGAAUAGUCACAGAAACUGUAGCACAUGCUCUGUCGUUGUAAAUGAAAAUAAUUUGUCUCUCAGUUGUCAGCAAGGACUUCAUUGCUGACAAUUUAUUAACAGGCCAGAGUGUACAUUUUAACAGAUUUAUUAGAAAAUCUAUGAAUGUGAUUGCAAUUCCGGAAGCAUAAUAUAAAGAAUAAUUUUAUUUCCUUUUUAAAUUUUAUUUCCAUUUUAUUUAUUUUUUUUGCACUUUUUGUUUUGCUGAAAGCAGGUAUAAGAAAUUCCUUAUACUCUUAGCAUAGAUUAAAAAAUUACUUAAUAAUUUCACUUCCAUAUUGGUACUUUAUACAUGAUACUAAAGCAUACAUAUAAGUGUGUAUCUAUCUCCAGGCUUGGCCUUUAAGGCUAUUAUAAGUUCUCUUUGGUCAGAUGUGUGGUUAUUAAUGUAUAAAUGGAUAAUGCCACCUGACUGCGCAAUUUUUAUUUGCCCAGCAAUUGUGCUUUCAACUUUCCUGAAUGGGCUUUGAUCAGAUAAACUGUGCUUUAAAAUAAGGAACUUAAGGAUAGUCUGUCCCACAAAGCAAGGGUAAGCCAGGAGAUAAUACAUGCAUCACAAAAUAAUGCACACACAAGCUACAAUAUAUGGAAAAUGUCAUUUUAAAGAAUGUGCAACAUUUUCCUUUACUUCUCCAUGUAAUUAUAGAGAAUAUAUCCUGUCUCUUUUAAAAGGAUGCUAUAGUCACCAAAACACCUUUAGCCUAAUGAAGCAGUUUUUGUGUAUAGAUCAUGCCUCUCCUUUUAUUGUUCAAUUCAUUGCCAUUUACGAGUUAAAACGCUUUUGUUUCCUUUUAUGCAGCCCCAGACACAUCUCCCCUGGCUGUGACUGACACAGCCUGCAUGAAAACAGAAUGGUAUCAUUUUCAAUCAGUUGUUAACUUACUUUAAAACAUAUUUCCUGCUCUGUAAAUUGAACUUUAAUUACAUACAGGAGACUCCUGAAGGGUCUAGCAAGCUAUUAACAGAGCAGGAGAUGAGAAGUUCUAAAUUAAACAGAAUUUGCAAUAAAGGAAGUAUAAACAUUAGAUGACUCUUUAAAGGAAGUGUUUAAGAAGGCUGUGUAUGUCUCAUGCAGGGAGGGGUGACUAUGGCUGUAUAAAAAGUGAUUUAACAUAAAGUAAUUUCUUCAAAGUUGAGCAUCUAUUGAAAUAGUACCAGUUAGUUGUAUGUUUUUUUUAAUUUCUUAACAGUGACACUAACUGGUGGAAAGGUGAAAAUCACAGAGGCAUAGGACUUUUCCCAUCAAAUUUUGUGUCUUCAAUUUUAAAUGUUGAACCUGAAGCAGGUAUGUGCCUAUAUUUUUAUGGUGUAUUUUUAUUGUUUAUUACAUGCAAUUUGUGUAAUGUUGGCACAUUUACUAACCUACAGAAACCAACGAUGAUGAGAACAUCCUAGAAUUCCUUGGUAGUUUCAGUAAAGCAUGGUGCUAGAAAUCCCAUGGUGCAUUUUGCGGCCGUGUCUGAGCAGCUAUGGUGUCAUAGGUAAUCCUUGAAUUAUAGCUUAGUAGGGUUUCAGCUGCAGUAUUUCCAUCGCAGCUUUGGUUCUAGCAAGGUCAAUUCACCCUCUAGUUCUUCUGAGGUCAAUUGAAUGAUAGCAGUUAGAUCCCAGGAUGUGCUUGGAAUCUCAAUGUACUGUCCUAGUGAAAUAUUUCGAUUCUACAAUGAAUACAUUUAAAAAAAAAAAUAAAAAAAAUUUAUUGCCCCAACUCUUUUUAGUUUGAGAAGUAUGCAUAUUAUUAUAUGCAACUCCCCUUGACAGGACUUCUUUACUUUUUAUUAAAAUCCUCCCAUUUGUAUCCAGGUUUUUUUUUUUUAAUCUUUUUUUUUUUUGCAGAGCAAAGAAAUAUUACAGCAGACAUGAGGUACCCCAAAGGCAUUCCUCAAAUUGAUUUUCAGCAGAUAGAACAGUGGGGUUUUCGAGGUUACUUGCACAUUUUUUAAAAUUAGGUUAGGUUAACAUCAGAUUGUAGUAUUCAAUUAGGAGGUCAUGAAGGUGCAAAGGUACAUUCAAAUGCAUCAAAACAGACUUAUUGUAUGUUGCAUGUUAGUAGAUAAGCUUAACAUAGGUAGUGCACUAGUCACCACAUUAACUGCACUAGUUUUGUAUGAAAAAUAGAUUAGGCUAUAACUUGCAGCCACCUGGCUUAUGAUAGAUAAGGUACAGUGCUUGCUCUUUUAAGCAGUGCAGGUGUUAGGGUUUGGUCUAAGGAGGGAUACAGGUAAUUGCACGUGGGGCUGCUGUGGAGCCUGUUUUAGUGGGAUUAGUGGGGAAGUCCCUAGCGUGUCUGUACCUAGGAUUUACUUUAUAUGCUAGGUAUCAGGAUUAUAGUACAUGCAUUGAAACAAGGAAAAUGAGAGGAACGGUACAAACGGAAAUAAAAAAGAGACAACCGGUCUACAUGUGAUAGAAAAAAAUAAAAGGCAGACUGAGUGUUCAUUACAUAUUGCCGGGGCCUUCUCUGGUACUUGGGCGAAUUAUCGUGGCUAUAGUCCACUGUGUAGCCCGGAUUCAGCCGACACCCGCUCUGCGCUUGAUUUGUGUGUAGGCCCUCGGGCAUUGCAGGUGAUCCGGCAGUGGGCUGCGCUCUCGCUCUGGGUCCUGUGUCCUGUGCUUGGUUUGCUGCUCUUGUUGUAGGGGUGGUUAUGAAGGUGGCUGAUCGGGGGGCAAGGUACAUCCUCCCUCCAGCCCCGGGCCGGCAUCUUUAAACCACGGACCCGGGCACUUCCAUGGGCCGGGUCCUUCCCAUGGCGGGAAGAGCGGAGGGACCUGAUGGUCUGCUGCCUUCUGGGGCGGCCAUCCCUCCGUCCAUGUGGGCGAUGUCUUCGGGUCAUGCCCUUGGUGGCCCUUGGCCCAGGUGGGCCAGUAAUAUGAGGUGCAGACUUGUCCAGGUAAGUUAGGCCCGAGGGGGUCUUCCACUCUCUCCAUCACUUGCUGACCUGUCUGGAGCAGUAUAAAGAUUAUGUGGGUCUCCAGGUUGGUCCAUAAUUGGUGGAAAUGCUCAUUUAGCCGCUGUAACAUGCGGUCCACAGAGCGAAGGGCUGGUUCGCGCUGUUCGUAUGCCGUCUCUGCCAUGUGGUAGUCCCCAUUUUAGGUCUGGUCUCCUCGCUUACUUGGACCCCGUGCAAGGUUCGCCUAUAGAGUUGUUUGAGUAAGGCAGUCGAGUGGGGAUCGGGAUGACCCCUGCCGGUCCAAGGGGGGGGAGGGGGUUGGAGAUUGUGUGUCCUUGUAUGUUACCAGGAGGCAGGGAGAUCCCCAGCUCCGGUUUAGUAGGCCGCAUCGGUGUCCAUCCGGUCUCCCGUGACUUGUCAGUUUAGUAAGGUCUUGGGGUAUAUCGCUGUGUCCCCUCUGGGCUCUGUAUUGCCCGUCAGUGGGUUUAGUCUUCGUUUUUCCCGGGGUUAAACCCAUUUUAUUUGCUUUUUUAGCAGGAGCUCGGGGCACACACGUCUGCUCCUCUUGCUAGUCAGGCUCCGUCCCCCUCCAGGUUUGUUUUUAAUGUAACAAACAGAAGUAUCUGAUGCCUAAAUCUGCAUUGGUUACAUUAACAGUUAAACAAUAUCUAACAGAUGGCAGCACCAUUUCCUGUUUUCUCAGUUCCUGGAACUGUAAAUGUUAAUUGAUGUCACGUUAAUGAGCUGUGUUAAUGAAGAUAAUAGUUGCCAUAUUUUUCAUGAUAUCUGUCUUUGCAGAUAAGGAUAUUACUAUGUUCUUCUCCUUUUUAAUAUGUUAUAAAUUCUCUCUGGCAAAAAUGAGACUGACGUUUUUGAAUUCAAACAUAUCGGGCCACAGUUCUUCCGUUAUUGAAUAUUUAUUAUUAUUAUUAUUUAUAUAGCGCCAUCAAAAUUCCGUUGCGCUGUACAAUGGGGUAGUUGUCCUCUUCCUGAGACUUUUCUCAGUGCUUAGUAAGGCAGGCAGUGGCAGGGGAGCACUUAAAUCGGAAACAUUUCAAAUUGAACUGACCUUGUUCCCAUUUAAGACCUUUAAGUGUUUUUGUUCCAAAAUUGAUUUUUUUUUUUUUUUUUAUAGAAUGGAUCCACAACUGUCUUAAAAUAUUGGUCAUUGCGGAAACACGGACUUGCUCAUGUAGCACCAAAUCUGUGUAUAUCAAGGAAGAAUUGGCCUUAGGUUGUGUGUUCUAAAACCAUAAAGCCCUGGGGUUGAAGCAUAAAAUGAUAGUCUUGGUGAAACCAAGAAAAAUGUGAUGUCACUAGGUGUGGAUGACCACCUAUAAACACUUAUGCCUCUAGCUUAGGGGAAGAAAAACAUUAACUAGCAGCGAGUAUUGUGCUAAUCCAAAGAAGCAAUGAAAUUUGCAACUUUGAGGAUUUAAAUGUUCUCCCAUACCAAUAAAAUGUAGUAAAUUCAAUAGUUUAAAUAUGACCGCAUUCUUUGGCCCACAUAGCCACUGCUAAUUGGAACUGGCGAGGCACCAAUGGUAUGGAGACAUGUGUCAUCCACUUCAGAUCCACCUGUAGUAUUGCACUAGGUCACCAGUGAGAGAGACACCUUGGUUACAGGAUGCAGGCUACCCUUGGUCCGGGCUACCCUUGGUAGGGCCAUGUUGAAGGUGCAGCCUUCCUAAGUGUUUUACAAAGGUGCACUUGCUAAUUUGAUAAUAUAAUGAGGGUGCAGCCCUGUGUUUAAAAAAGAAAACACAAUCACUUUCAUUACAUCACCCUAUCACUUGUUUCUCAAUUAAUAUAGUAUAUUUUUUUAUUUCUACAGCAGUUGUUGAAAAAAGUGUUGUCUUUGAAGAAAUCCCAGAACCCACCACAACAGCUGAACCUGAACCAGUAUUCAUUGAUGAAGUAAGUAAAGGGAAUAGAUUUACAAAGACUUAUAAAUGGCUGUUCAAACCUGUUGUGCAAGUUAGGAUCAGAUUCUUAAAAUAAUUAAAUAAAACUUUCACUUCUGACUUUUUGGGGCAAGGUUUCAUGAUUCUAAGAUAAGGGAAAGUUACUCGUCCAGGUCCAUAUUUUAAAUUGCCUGUGGCACAGCAUUUCAUCACAGGUGAAACUCUCUAGAUUGUCACUGCAUUCAAUAUCUGGUUCAGUGACUUCAUAACUCUUGAAAGUGAAAAUUAGAAUAGCUUAUCAAUGCUCCUAUAGACUGCACUAGGAUCUCCAUGAUGAGGAAAAAUGUAUGAAAAAGAUUACUGCCUUCACCGUUUCUCUAUGCAGCCAAACUUCAAUCCUUUACACUGAUAUUAAUAGGUUUUCACACUUGGGUUAUGAAAAUGCCUUGUCUGACCUGAUGCUGCUUGCUUUGGUUUUUCUUUAUUUAUUUAUUGUAGACGUUUUUCAAAUGUUUUUAUAGGAGAAAAUGAAUCACGCAUUGCAGUUACUCCAGAGCAUUGAUCCCACCGACCCCAAGCCUGAUUCUGCUGAUCUACUGGAUUUAGAGGGUACUGGAUGAAUGCAUGUUUUAUUUCAGUAAAUGCUGGCAGGAGCUGCGGCUUCCCACUCUGUAAUAAGGCUUGCAAUACGAAGCCUUUGUUUUUUCAGUAAUAAUUUAAAAUCUGCUUUUUAAACCCAUUGUACAGCGCUACGGAAUCUGAUGGCGCUAUAUAAAUAAUAAGUCUCUCUUUUAAAGCUGGAACUAAGUGUCCACUAUGUAAGUAUUAAACAGCUGCUCAGCCCAUUAAAUUGCUUUUGGACAGUGUGACAGCUGCACAGCGCAAUGUCAGUGUACUUCUGUUUUUUAGGAUAUUUAUUUGAUGUGAAAGUGAUAUAUUUUUGUUUCCUGUGCAGAAAAAUACCACUGCUAGUUUCAAGGCACACUUUUCUUAAAGGCUAGCUGUUACAAUGAACUGUUGUGUGAACACAACUGUAAAAGUGUUUUAAAUUUUAUUCAGUGGUGUAUUGGUUCCCCUUUAUGUUACUACUCCAGAAUGGCCUUAUCUCACCUUUUGUCCCACUUCCAACCCAUCUUAUAGCAUGUAAACUGUUGAGCUAUGUCUUUAUCUCUUAUGCAAAAUGUUUAUUUUUUUAAUUAAUCUACUAAAUCAUAGAAUAGUAUUGUAAUCCAAGUGCUAGAAAUCAAAGCUUAUUGUCCUAUCACUACAGUCACUUCGCUAAUGCUAGAGGUCAUCAAUGUAAUUUUGUCCCACUCUUACAAAUUCAAUCAUUUGUGUUAUAACUUAGUACGUAUUUAAGGCAUGAAAUAAGAGAAUCGCCUGAUUCCUCAUGUCUAUUUGAAAUGCUAGAGAAUACAACAUCAGUCAUUACUCCAGAAAAAAGUAAUGCAAACCAUUCUUUUAUUUUUGCAGACGCCUGCCAGCAAAUGGGACCAAUGAUCGAUGACAGGUUAGAAGAAAUUGACAGGUGAGUCCAGAGAAUAUAAACUUAAUCUACUUGGCACAAUUGCUGGCAUUUGCUUGUGCCAAGUCUGCCAUGAAAUUGGUAAAAUUUCCCAACCCCCCCAUCAGCUAUUACUUUCUUGAACCAUGGUCUAAUAUGGAACACUGUUCUAUGCAUACUCUGCAUAGAACAGUUAGUCAGUUUGUUCAGUUGAUAUUUAUGUCUGUAAACAAAUAAAAAGCUUUUAAAUGCAUUGCUUUAUUUAUUCUUUGUGAAUGUAAAGUGUGUGUAUAUAUAAUGUCUCUUGUUUUGUUUUUCCUAACUAGGAAGCAUUCUGAACUCUCAGAGUUAAAUGUGAAGGUUCUUGAAGCAUUAGAGUUAUACAAUAAACUAGUGAAUGAAGCUCCAAUGUACUCAGUAUACAGUAAGCCAUCUCCACAAACUCAUUAUAACCCACCAUCCCUUGGAGUUUCCAUGCAGGUUUGUACUUGUCUGUGAAAUGUUUUGUAUUUCAACAUUUAUAACUGACUGAGCAGCCAAACAUUAGUAGUUGUAAUAAAAUGCAUUCUAAAUCCUAUAGUUCAGGGCCAUGGUCAUGCAUUAUCAUACCAGGACUUCAAAAGAGGGAAUUUCAAAAAUCCCCAGGGGAGGAAAUAAUCUGAAGCAAAGAAUCCAAUUUUUCAAUACUAAGGUUUAUUGUGGAUUUGGGUUUCCUGGAGAAAUCACCAAACCUUUUCAUGACUGUUAUCUGCAAACACCCUAACUCCUUCAUCUUAUUGUAGUGCUUAAGGGCUAGGAGACUAUGAGAGAAGUCCCUCUAGUUUCUAUUAAAUUGUUUUACAGAGUCCCCAGCAUUCUCUAGUCCCCCUCCCUCAUAAAGAUUCAUCAUGAGAAAUUCACCUCAUUAUGUGUCCAAAAUAAAGCUAUGAGCACUGGGUUAUAAAAAAAAUUGGUUGUUCUUUAAUUGGUUAACGUCAACAGAAGGAAUUCACACACAGACUUCUAACACCAUAACCACUGGCAUGACAACAGUGGUUAUGGUACUCUUUUUAUGUAGCCUGCUAAUCUUCACUUUUACUCUGUGUAUUUUUAUGGGCAUGGUUGUGUAUACAUGUAUAUUCUAAUUUGAGAAGAAAAUCAUGCAUGCUCUCUUCCCCAAUCGAACAAUAUAAUUGUGAGUGUUAUCUGUUAUCCAGCUUAUUUAAUGUAGCACAGUACUUAGCCCCUGCGUGGGAUUCAAGUUUGGGAUCCUCUUUGGGCAAGCACAUUUUAUUUAUUUGGCUCCAGUUAGCUGUGUACAACCAACUUAUUGUAGCAGCACUGCCUUCUCAGUGCAGUUAAUAGUACCUUGAUACUGCAGUGUUUCUAAUGAAGGUGUUUAAUGCAAUGUAAACAAUGUACUAUUUUUUUUUUUUACAACUGACUUAUAGGUCCUUAAAAAGACACUAUAGUCACCAGAUCAACUACAGCUUAAUGUAGUUGUUUUGGUGUCUGUGGCCUGCCCCUGUAGUCUUUCUAAUGUAAACAUUGCCUUUACAGAGAAAAGGCAGUGUUUACAUUGCAGCCUAUUAACAACUCUAGAGGCAGUCCUUCAGAGGGCCACUAGAUGUGCUUCCUAUCUUAGUGCUGCACAGAGUGCAGUACCGGCGUUCAGCGUUUUGCGAUUCCCAUAGAGAUGCCUUGAUUCAAUGUAUCUCUAUGAGUAGAUGUGAAUGGGCGCAGCGCAGACUCCCAAUGAUGUCUUGUGGGAAAGAAUUGGAUUAACUGAGAAAGUCAAAGUGGAUGAUCUCGACCAUGGAGGCAGAGCAAGGUGGGACAAGCUGCUGCAAAACAGGCAUGGUGCUGAUGAAAGUUGAGUAAGAACACCUUUUAAUGUAAAGAGGGGGGCCAUGGAACCAAGUAGUUCUUUUAACACUAUAGUAUCAUCAAGAAUACAUGUUUGUGUUCCUGACACUAUAGUGUUCCUUUCAGCUAAUUCUAAAAUGGAAGAAUGGGGUCCCUUUGAUUUUUUUUUUUUCUGUAUAUUAAAUUUAGCUCCUUGUCAAAAAUGCUUAGUUUGUCUUGUCUGUGUUGUGGAAACCAAAUUACAUAGGAAAAAAUCUCACUGUAACAGAACUUACCUGUUGGUAUUUCUCAGAUUGCAUUCUACAUUUAUAGCUAGGAAGCGUGAACUCAAACAUGACAUACCAACUGCUGUCUCCCUUUACCAAUCUAAUUGUCACAUCUAUUUAUAUCUCUAAUUCUGUGGUUAUAUAUAAUCUGAGAUGUUCGUAAAAAAGGACCCUCAGACUUUCUCACCAUUUAAUAGGUUUAUUAAUAUUUUUUUCACUUUAUCGGAGUGUUCACUGCAACCAAGUGUUUAAAUAACACACAGCCUGAAACCCUUUAUUUAGAGGAAAAUUCUCACUUUCAUGGACAUUGUGGCAUACAUUCAGUACUAGUUUAUAGGAGCAGUGACAUAAAAUAAACAUAUUUUAGAUAUACUAAGAACAGUAGGUUUCUCGACAAAGAUUAUAUCUGAGUUGCAAUAUUUUAAAAAGAUUGAAACAGACUUUAGAUAGGAAGAAUAGACUAUCCUAAAACGGCAUAGGAUUGUGAAAAUGUAUGCUAUAGGUGUUUUCUCGUUUAAGAGAAACAACAGCAAGACAUCUCAAUGUGCAUAAAAUCUAUAUCUGUGGCGGCAGAAUAUGCACUGCUUACAAUAUGGAUAGCAUACAUAUCCCCAGGAUUAAGUAAGGGCGCUGAGACAUUAACCCAGCCUUUUCUUCAGAGGCAAUGAGGAACCUUUGGGUUGUAACAGAAAAAUCCCAUCAGCAUAAAAUGUGACAUAAUAAUUAGAGAAACCUAUAACACAAACAAGAAAACUAGUAGGGGGUCCAUGUAGCUAUAAGGACAGUCCACAUAGGUUGAAUUUAUGUACAGGCUGGAUUUUUUAAAACCUCUCUGUAAUGGGUUGUCACAACAGAUUCUAGAGAGAACUGUGUGCAGCUUCUUGCAGGCCCAUUGUCACGAUUAGUCUUGGGAAUUAUCCAGAAUUAAGUCAGAGUUGGCCUAUAUCAGUGUUAACCAAUGGCAGUAGUUAAGUCACGAUCGGUAUGGGAAUCAAGUGUGCCCUGAACAGGAUGGUAAUUUGUUUAACAGGCUGUCUUCAUCUUAAGGCAUGUCUAAUAAGGAAAGAAGAAGAAAGUGGAUUCCAUACUGCUGUCAUGAAUAAAACCUGGGCGAUACAGAGGGUUGAUAGUCCAUAACUUUAGCCAGUGGGGACUAUCAAGGGAAUAUAUUUAGUUUCUGCGUAUUCUAUAAAGCAAGCACAGAGCUCACAGAAUGUGUCACUGCUGCUCGCUUGGAUGGCUGGCUCUUCCUCCAUUCUAAGUGAUUUUCAGUUUCCUCUCAAGACACGGUUUCCCUUUAAAAACAGACUAACAGUUUGAAAUAUUACAAAAAGCCUUCAGUAUGAACUCUAGUGACACAGAAUCCUCCCUUUUUUCCUCUCCCUUUAUUUGAUGUUUCUUUUCAGAGAUCCUUGCUAAGGAACCUAUCUUUAGGGCUAAAAAUAGUUCACUUGUUAUAAAGAAAACGCAAGAAAGAUCAGUUUGAUUCAGUUAUUUUAUUGUAUUAUUACUAUAAAGGAAGGACAGUGUCAUAAGGGUAUUGUUGAAUUGCCAGAAUGUGUUUUGUUCUUCUUACCACUUAAAUAUUGACCCAUGACACUGACUGCUGGAGUACAGAAUGAUAGCAAGAGGGUUUUUCUUAACACCUGAAAUCAAAGGAGUGUGAAAGAGCUUUUCCCUGUACAAUGUGUUUUAUGACAUUUCUGAUUGUAUUAACUUGUAUCUUUUGUGUGAUAUGUUUCCAAAGUCAUUAAAGGUACACUCUAAGCAACAUAACCUCUACAAUAUAUUUUAAGGUUAUGAUGCAAGAAGUGCUUGGGUGAUGUUUUCCUGUUUUGACAAAAGCCUUUGCUAUGUUGGUACCCAAAGCCUCCCCACCCAGAUAAUGCUAACGGAUUACUUUAACAUCAUCCAUUCAAAGCCAUGGAAACUUGGACAGCAGUGUUAGGCUAGGUGGUGGGUUUUCAAACUGAUUGAAAAUGAUUUGAAUAUUAGACUCUAAACACCACAACAAUUAUAUGCUAUUUUGAUUAGUGAAAGGUGCCUUUGUGUGUCUUUCCAUUUUUUUUUAUCAGCGGGGGGGAGGAAAGCAUAUAUUUUAGUGUAACUUCCAUUUUAUAGACUGGUACAAUGAUAAUAAUAAAAAAACGGUAGAAUCAAUUUCAUAUGAAGCCUAUAGUUAAGUAAUAUUUCAUUUAAAACAUUGUAAAGUGCUUUGCUCCUACCCCUUCAGUAUGUGUCGUACAAUUAACUUAUCAUUUAUAUAUCACCAAUAAAUUCUACAGCACCUUACAAUUAUAGAAGUGAAAGUAUACCAUAGUAUGUUAAUCUGACUUUACAUUUAUCCUCCUUAGGGCUAUCACGGCCAACCACAGGGUGGCAACUAUAUGGUCCAGGGCAUGCACCAGGUUCAGCCACCAUCACAUUCCCAAGGAUACAUGAACACUGAUCAGAUUGGUCCACUGCGGUCUCUGCCACCAAAUAUGAACUCCACUGUAAAUACACAAACUGUUCAAACUUCAUACAUGAGGUAACUAUGUAGCAAUUCUCUUCCUUGUAUUUUCAGAGCUGAUUUUAUAAGAUCAAUACGUGAAACUUUUGCCAAGUGUGUGUGUGUGUUUGUGUGUAGUGAAUGAAGCAAACUUUGUAGAAGACAUUUAGCGAAAGCCUUGAUAUUUCUCAGGAAAUAAAAAUGGGUUAAAAAGAUAAUUUUACUGUGGAAGUGGGACCUGGAUUUCUUCUUCUACAGGUUAGCUUGAGGGAAAAAUAAAGCCUUACGUACGAUAGACUUGUUUUAAAGCAUUUUAAGUGCGUAUUAACUUUUAUUUGUUUAAGUGUGUAUUAAUGUUUGUUUUCCCCCUCCCAGCACUGGACAUGAUGGCGUAGCAAAUCCUCCAUAUUUAAACCAGAGCUCAGGACAUCAGUCAAACGCGGGCGCAUACGGCCAACCAAUUGGAAUGUCUGCAGACAUGCCUGCUUAUCAGAACACUACAGCUUCCAUGCCACAUGUGUCUGGCUAUUCAGUAGCAGGCCCCCUGCAUUCUAUUUCCCAACAACCCCCAAAUUACUACCAGCAACCUCUGCUUUGAAACAUAAUUUCAUAGACCUAUGUGAAGCAAUCCUCAAGUUGCUCUUAUAUCACCAGAAUAUUGGUAAUUAGAUACAAUAGAAGCAUUUCCUAUAAAAUCGGACCACACACACACACACAAGUCUAAGAUUCCAACAAUACAACUGAUGCGAGUUUCCCCUUCAUUUUUUGUGUAUCGUUUUGUGUUUUUUCUUCUUCUGGUUUCAAGCUGUUUUCUUUACAAAUAGCUUGAUAGGUUAUCACCUCCAGCUGCAAAGGCUUGUAAGGCAAUUAACGGAACCUGGUUUGGGCUGACUGGCUGCUUCAUGUCAAAUGCCUAAAUAUAGAAAAGCUGUUAAGUCUUAUUUUAUGCAGGUGAAAUGAAGCCAUUCUACGUUUGCAUUGAUCUCUCCACGUACGUCACGCAGUCUUUGUAAUUAUGCUAAUUUAAGCUUAGUUAUUUCGAUCUUUUUUUUUUUUUUUCGUUUUUACCCGUGAGGCUUAUUGUACAGAGUUGACAUUUUAAAAACACAUCAAGUGCAUUAGACUAUUAACUUAGUUUCAGUGUUAACGUGAAACAUUCAACAUUUGUGGCAAAAAAAACAAUAUAUAUGUAGUAUUGGGCUAACUGAAUUUCUAGCAAAUAUAUGAAUAUCUAGCUUUAAAUCUGGUAGGCUAUUUUGUUUAACUGAGUGAGCUUGAUUAAAAAUAUUAUAACGUCAUUAAGAGUUAGCUUGGCUUCUAGAGUCGUGGUUUUUUUUUUGUUUUUUUUUUUUAAAUACACUAGAAAUGGACCAAAUAAACGCCCACUUAGAUUAAAGUAUGACUUUGUUAUUGUUGCAAUCCCUUUAUUUCAUCUCAACGUUACCUUGUAAUCAUGCUUUUGGUAGCAUGAGCUGCUGUUAGACUUUUUUCCCCUCACUAUACUCAGCCUUUUGUCCACAAGUGCAACAAUGAAAAUAUUUACUGAAGAAACGAACAAUGAUACAAGUUCUCCUUUCCAAACAGGGCUACGUUUAAACAUACUUUACUGUAUAUGUUGUAUGUCCCAGAAGCCCCCAUUUAUUUAAUAGCCUGAACGCUAUUAACAUUGGGCCACCUCAGUUAUGAUGUUGAGCAUCACUUUUCCUCAAGUUACAGAUUUAUUUAUUUUGACUAUUCAGGCAUAGGCAACCUUCGGCACUCCAGAUGUUUUGGACUACACCUCCCAUGAUGCUUUGCCAGCAUCAUGGGUGGGAAGAGCAUUAUGGGGGGACGCAGUCCACAACAUCUGGAGUGCCAAAGGUUGCCUAUCCCUGGACUAUAUUAACAUGCAUACAUAGGACAUUGGUUAUAGUAACUCUGCUACAACCAUGCGGUAAACAACCAGCCAAUUCCUCUCCAGAAUUUGUCAGGUUCUCUAGUGGAUUCCAAGUUCUGUCGGCCAUAUUGCAAUGUCAAAGGCAACAUGUGCUCUGUGGCAAUCAUUGAGUGCAGUCCUAUACGGUGCUAUGGGAGCUCAGUGGUGUUAUACUUACCUUUUUCUAUCACUAUAGAAUUGCUGUAACUUGCAUUUGCAGUAUCCUAGUAACAUGAACUAAAGCUAUAAGUAUAAUAUAGAAAAAAAGAUACAUUUUUGUAAAGAUUUUCUAAUUCUGUGUGUAGUUGAAAAGUGUUGUUGACCCAUUUGCUCUAAAGGUGUACUUCAAACCAUAUUUAACUGGCUUUCUACAUAAAUAUAAGUGUUUGUUAGUUACCUUAAAAAGUUAAGAGCAUUUGCUUCUCCUGUGUACAAUGUAUGUUUCAUUUAAAUGUUUUAAAGUGAGCAAAAAUCUAUAUUUUUUACAUGCCUAUUAGUUCUUCAUAAUGUAUAGAUAUGGGAUCGGCAUCUAUUGACACUCCAGAUUUUGUGGACCACAUCUAUCCUAAUUUUAUAACUUCCAUAAUUCUGGCAAAGCACCCAGGUAGAUGUAGUCCACAUCAUCUAGCGUGCCAAAGGUUGCCUAAUCCUGGUAUAGAUAAUGCAUAGCAUAUAGCCAAACCAUCGUAUAGAGCUGGUCAACACAGAGUGGAUAAGUAUUUUAAAUUAAUGCACAUUGAAAUAGUCAUGCUGCCUUAAAAUUGUAGCCAUUCUUUGUUUAAUUUUACUUAUCUGCCGUAGACAGCAUGGUAGGUACUGUCUCUGCUGGCUGGCUGCCUUUCACUUUCCUCUCUGUCAUGUAUAUCACCCCUACAUCUUAAUUAACACUGCCAUGUUUUUGAAGCCUCACCCCACCAGGCACUUAAUAAUACCCCCAAAGCAUGCUUUUUAAAAACACCCAUCAAACCAAGCCAUUUUAACCCCAGCAAGCUUAUUAGGCGACUUGCCUUUUGCUCAUUUGUCCACAAUAUUAUAAAGAAAGUUGCAUAGUACUAAAACAAUUGGAAACCAAUUUUUCUGAACUUAAAGCUAGGAAAUACUGUGUUCUAAGCACAUGGUAACAGUAUAAGAAAAUAAGUUUAAAAUAAAACCACUAAAUAAUGGUUUGCUCAACACGUAAAUUUAGAAUUUCCUAUGGCUGAUUUGUAUAAAAAAAACUAAAACAAAAUUGUGUGUCGGUUUUUUUUAUUUUGGAAAUGACUUUUUAGGGGCAGGGCAAGUUAAACCCUUCUCUACCAUAGGAGGGAAUAGUUUGGAGAAGUGCAGAAUCAUGUGCUAGCAUGUCUUCUUUAACCUUUUCUGAACUUCAGAUCCAAAGUUCUCAGUCACUGACUAAGAUACAUGAUUUGGAUAAUUCGUAAACCUGUGAGAGAGAUGCAUGAAGUAUUGUUGAAAUCUGUGUUUCAGUGUAACUUUCUGCAACUAAAUAUAGUUCAUUUCACCAUUACAGUUUCCGUGUUAUUUUUGUAUUUUCUUAAUUUUCCUUGCAAUUGGGAAAGAUGGUUUUGGUAUUUUUCUUUUUUUUUUUUUACUUCCGCUUUAGUCUUUCACUUGUGUGGUUGUAGUAUGGCAUAUGCUACAUGUUUGUUUAUAUCUUUUUUUCUUUUCAAUUUGACAAUUUUUAUUGUUUUUGUCAUUUUUGAGACAUAUGGAACUUUGGGGGUACAGAAAGGAAAAAAAAAAAGUCAUACAUUCCACGAUAUACAGUUUGUUGAUUGUCUAACACGCAUGUAAUUCGCCACUCGGCGUGUUUAUCUUUUUAAGACUUGUUUAAAAGAGUUUUUUCACAAAGCAUAAUAUGGCCAGCUUAAUCCCAGAGAAUGUUUUACAGCAGCACAGAUCUUUCAGUUUAAUAGAUUGUAUAUAUCUGUAAGAAUUAAUAGAAUGUCAAACCCCUUCUCGUGAUUGCUUCUCGUAUCCUAUAAAGGCCAACCCUUCUUAAUAGUUGGUAUUAUAAUAUGCUGCUGCAUAUGGUUUCUCCUAAGAUGCUGUUUGUUUGCAAGGGAGGUAUAAUACAAUUAAAAUGCUGAAUCAGUUCCCACUUGUCUGAAAAGUGUCUAACUUAAGUUUUUGUAGCAGAUUAUCUUUCAAGACUCUGUUUCUGUUGUCGUUCAAGAAAAAAUACGUUAUUUGUGUGUUUUAUGUUUAUGAUCUGACUCACCCCACUAUCUAUGCUUUAUCUAGCUCACCCAUCCUUGUGGUGUAGAGUAGACACAUAGAUGCUGAAUAACAAACAGGAAUUUGUCAAAGUUCCUACCUUACUCAAUGCACUGAAGCAGCCAAAUAGAACUUUGUUCAUCUAGUGUCAUUUGCAAAGGUUACUAUAGGAAAAACCAGGUGGCUUAAAUAUUCUCAAUAUGGACAGCGAUCGAAAAUAACAGCACCUUAAUCAGAAUCUUUCAAAUGAAUGUUCUUAAUUGUAGUUCAACUAAAAAAAAAACCUGAUGUGAAAGUUAUGUCAUUUGAAUAUUUUUCUGUAUGCACAUAAUAUAUGUAUUUUUUUUUUUUUUCUUUUAUCUCUUCAUUUUAUUUUGUGUCAUUAUAUUCCAAUACGAUUUUAUUACGGGGGCAGAGGGAUGUUUUCCAAACUCUGUAAAUUUUGCUUGGUAUGCUGGAGUGAUGUGUUAUAACUUAAAAUGAACCUUGCGAGUGAAUUGAUUUAGAGUUUAAUGCGUUUAUCAACAGAUGUAGUCAUUUAUGAUAUAUAAAGUAUAUAUAGUGUAUAUUGACAGUUGUCUAUGUUAAAAUUUUAUAGAUAAUGCUGCAUAAACCAUUUCUCUUAGGGAGAUAAGACGAUUACAUUUGUAUAUAUGGCAGCAUUUGAAAACUAAUUUUGCUAAUGUCUUAACUUGUAUUCUAAUCACAUAAUCUCAAUGAUAUUAUGUAGAUAGUGUAAGAAAAAUUUUAUCCAUUUUUUUUUUUUUUCUGAAUAGAACAUUUACUAGAUCUGUUGGUGUUAACAGGAUUAUUUUUGUUCUGUUCUCUCUGCACAGUACUAAAUUGUCAUAUUUAUUUUCAAGAUUGUUCCCAAUUAAACAUUUUGCUGCCAACGUUUA